Molecule: messenger RNA, 384 nt
Organism: Peronospora farinosa
Lineage: Eukaryota; Oomycota; Peronosporomycetes; Peronosporales; Peronosporaceae
Source: the annotation of a GenBank genome assembly
AUGUCAAACAAGGUAGAGCUGAACAAAUAUGGACGACCCGUAGGAUGGCAUGGGCAAUCCUGGGCGUACUACAAAGGGAUGAUGAAACUGACCUUUGAGGAAAAGGAUGUGCUGGAUUAUGCUACGGGAAACAAGAUUCUCGUAGGUAACGCAAGUGCAAACGAAGUGAAAGCGUUUCGAGAGGCACAAGUAACAAUCAAGCAGCUUAUUCUUGCUUCCCUAUCCAUGGAGUUGGGGCAGCGUGUGAUGACGAAAGCAACUGGCACCGAAAUGUGGAAAUACUUAGAAGACUUUUACGAGGGAAAGACUAAUGCUGCAACGAGAACAAACCAAGAAAUUAUUCUUUACAACAAGUUAAACGCGAUGAAGUGCAAACCUACUUAG